CGUGCUCUCGCGGAUUCAGUGCGAAACCAGCUUCUAAAGCAAGUCAAGUUUUCAACCUAACCUAUAAAAAAACCAAUUCUAACUUCCAUAUUUUGUUCCUUAUUAUAAAAAGAGUCAUGGCAAGUGUUUAUGGUGUAGGCGUUAUGAAUCGCUACGAACUUUUCGUGGAUGACGAAUCGGACCCUCUCGAUGUGUUCAAGGCGAUGGAACAAGUCAGAGAAGAGAAAAAGAAAACAAAAAUUUCCGACAAGGAGAACAACGCCUCGACAACGAAAACCACCAUCAGCGCCACUACGCAAAAGAACAAGAAGGUAAAACCUUCACCAAGCGUUAAAACAACGCCCGAUAACCAACAACACAAGAUGAACGGAACUAAAACAAAACCGGAAAACGUUACGUCGGAGGAGAAACAGCCGCCGGCACGUGGCCAAUCACCACGUGGUGAAAAUCGCCGUGGAGGAAGGCCGUUAGGAAAUCGAAACGCCGGCGGAAAAAGAUUUUCGGAUGACCGACGCGGGAAACGCGAAUUCGACCGACAAAGUGGUUCCGAUAAAACCGGAAUAAAACCGAUCGAUAAAAGAGACGGUGCGGGAUCUCAUAAUUGGGGGUCCCACAAAGAUUUGAUUGAAGAGGUUGAAAAAACGAACGCCGAGGAUCCCGGCGUUGUCGUCGAUGAAAACGAAAAAAUUGAAAAUGGGGAGAAAAUGGUUGAAGAUAAUGUUCCGGUCGAAGAAGAAGUAAAACAAUUGACACUUGAAGAAUGGAGGGCUUCGAAAGGAAAUCGAGCGAAACCUCAAUAUAAAUUACGAAAAGCCGGUGAAGGGGAAGAUUUGACACAGUGGAAAAAAAUGUACGAAUUGAAUAAGAAAAAGGAUGAAGGCGGAUCGGACGAAGAAGAGGAGUUUGAUCCGUUGAAUUUCCCUCAACGCGUUGGUAGACAAGUACAUGUGCGAGAUAUUAAUUUUUAUUUCAACGAUGCUCGUCGAGGUGGCGCUUUUCGUGGCGGUCGAGGCGGUAAAGCGGGACGCAAAGGAGAUCUUCGCCAACGUGGUGACGGAGGGGGCAAUCAAUCGGAUGCGGGAGAUCAACCCUUCGUUCAAAAUUCGGUUCCAGCACCAAGGGUUGACGACGAGCGCGAUUUCCCUUCUUUGGGUUAAAUAAUUACGACAUGGUAUGGUUCUCUCUGGCGGUAAAGACUGAAAUCAUUUUAAAUCUCAGGUAGAUUUAAACCUUUCUAUCUCUUUUUCACUAUAUUAACAAGAAGAAGUGUAUAUUUUAAAAAGAAGGAGUAUACAAUUAUAAUUAUUAUACAACUAGGUUGUACUAGUUGCGGAAAAAUUGAAUAAUCGUUACGUUCUCUUUAUUAUUAUUUUUUUUUUUAUUUAAUUUUCAUUUUGAGUAUUUUUUUAAGCAUUUGUACAAACUAGAGUGCAUUUAAGGGAAAUAAAAAGUUACUUAAAAUGGU
Messenger RNA from Onthophagus taurus, 1465 nucleotides. RefSeq names its product SERPINE1 mRNA-binding protein 1-like. Gene Ontology annotation, molecular function: RNA binding. Gene Ontology annotation, cellular component: nucleus; cytoplasm. Lineage: Eukaryota; Metazoa; Arthropoda; Insecta; Coleoptera; Scarabaeidae. The record is from RefSeq and is a predicted model, not a curated record.